AUGGCCGAGCAAACUCUAGGAUUGGUCGGUUCACCAAGCCGAAAACACAUACAAAAGCUUCAAGUUGAUGGGGAGGCCGGAUUCUUAGCAAUUGCGCUUUGCAAGGAGACACGAAGCUUGCUUCGUCCAACGGCUUUAGAGCAUCAAAGCAAACUCAAUUCUUCAGGCAUUCCUGCAAAUUCUUUGUUUCAAUCUGUGUCCGGGAAUCAAGCUGCACGUAGGUCAUCCACCUUUUAUGGCAACAGUUUAAAAGUCAGGAAAUCAAAAUUAGGCAUUGCAGGAGUACGCCGCUCCGUUCUAUUCACUCCUAGAGCUGUCUUAGCCAUGGAUCCACCUUCUGAGCAGCUUGCAGGAAAAUUCAACCUUGAUGGAAAUAUUGAAAUGCAGGUUUAUGUCAGCAAUUCCUCCACUGCAUCCACCGCACAAGUAAAUAUUCAGAUCACUUAUAGUAGUGAUUCUUUGCUCCUACAUUGGGGUGCAAUACGCGAUAGAAAGGAAAAGUGGGUGCUUCCUUCUUGUCAGCCAGAUGGAACAAAAAAUCAUAAGAACAGAGCCCUAAGAUCUCCUUUUAUAAAGUCUGGUUCCAAUUCUUACAUCAACAUAGUGAUUGAUGAUCCUGCAAUACAAGCAAUAGAGUUUCUUAUAGUUGAUGAAUCCAAGAAUAAGUGGUUUAAGAAUAAUGGCCAGAACUUUCAUGUUAAGUUGCCCAUGAGAGAGAAGUUGACAAUUUCUAAUGUCUCAGUUCCUGAAGAACUUGUGCAGAUUCAAGCAUAUCUAAGGUGGGAAAGAAAGGGUAAACAAAUGUAUACCCCAGAGCAAGAGAAGGCAAGUAUUAAGCAUUGUUUAAUUGAGGAAUAUGAAGCUGCUCGCUUUGAGCUAUUGGAGGAAGUAGCCAGAGGCACUUCCAUUGAGGAUCUCCGAGCAAAGCUAACAAAAAAAAAUGUUGGAAGUGAAAUUAAGGAGCCAUUGGUCUCUCAAACAAAAAACAACAUACCUGAUGAUGUUGUGCAAAUACAAGCUUAUGUCAGAUGGGAAAAGGCAGGGAAACCCAAUUAUUCUCCGGAGCAGCAACUGAGGGAAUUUGAGAUAGCAAGAGAAGAGUUGCAAACUGAACUGGACAAGGGUGUCACUGUUGAUGAGAUUCGGAAGAAGAUUGCUAAAGGCGAAAUCCAGAGUAAGGUGUCAAAGCAACUUCAAACCAAAAGGUAUUUUAUAUCUGAAAGAAUUCAGCGCAAAAAGAGGGACUUAACGCAGCUUGUCAACAAACAUGCUGCCAAAUCUGUGGAGGAAAAAGCUUCAGUAGAAUCAAAAGUCUUGAAGGCUGUUGAGCUUUUUGCUAAGGAAAAGGAAGAACAGGAUGGUGGUGCUGUGCUGAACAAAAAAAUCUUUAAGAUUGCUGAUAAGCAACUUCUGGUACUUGUAACCAAGCCUGGUGGUAAGAUGAAGGUUCAUUUGGCCACUGAUUUGGAAGAGCCAGUUACUCUUCACUGGGCUUUAUCUAAAAAGGCUGGAGAGUGGUUGGAGCCACCUCCAAAUGUGUUGCCUCCUGAUUCAGUUAAUCUCAAGGAGGCUGCCGAAACACAGCUUAAAAAUGAAUCCUCUACUGAAUUUUCUUACCAGGUGCAAUCUUUUGAAAUAGAGAUUGAAGAAGAUAUUUUCGUAGGCAUGCCAUUUGUCCUUUUGUCAAAUGGAAGAUGGAUAAAGAAUAAUGGCUCAGACUUUUAUAUUGAAUUUGACAGAAGAUCUAAGCAUGUCCAAAAGGAUGCUGGUGAUGGCACAGGUACUGCCAAGGCAUUGUUGGAUAAAAUUGCACAAAUGGAGAGUGAGGCACAGAAGUCUUUCAUGCACAGAUUCAAUAUUGCAGCAGACUUGAUGGAUCAAGCCAAGAAUGCUGGUGAAUUGGGUCUUGCAGGAAUCUUGGUGUGGAUGCGGUUUAUGGCCACGAGGCAGCUCAUAUGGAAUAAAAACUACAACGUCAAACCACGUGAAAUCAGUAGAGCCCAGGAUAGGCUUACAGACUUGCUCCAGGAUAUUUAUGCAAGCAAUCCACAGAAUCGGGAACUCUUGCGAAUGAUUUUGUCUACAGUUGGUCGAGGAGGCGAAGGGGAUGUGGGACAACGCAUACGGGAUGAAAUCCUAGUUAUCCAGAGAAACAAUGAUUGCAAGGGUGGAAUGAUGGAGGAAUGGCAUCAGAAGUUGCAUAAUAACACUAGUCCCGAUGAUGUCAUAAUCUGCCAGGCAUUAAUUGAUUAUAUUAAAAGCGACUUUGACAUCAGUGUGUACUGGAAAACUUUGAAUGAAAAUGGAAUAACAAAAGAGAGACUUUUAAGCUAUGAUCGUGCCAUCCAUUCUGAACCAAAUUUCAGAAGAGAUCAGAGGGAUGGCCUUUUGCGUGAUCUUGGAAACUAUUUGAGGACUUUAAAGGUGUUGGUCAGCCAGCCAUACUCUAUGGUAGUUAGUCUUGGUUAA
This is a messenger RNA of Dovyalis caffra, 2469 nucleotides long. NCBI's taxonomy places the organism in Eukaryota, Viridiplantae, Streptophyta, Magnoliopsida, Malpighiales, Salicaceae. The record is from the annotation of a GenBank genome assembly.